GUCGCCGGGCAAAUUACUCCUUGGAACGCUCCGAUUAUUCUUCUGGCUCUUAAAUGGGGACCUGCUUUGGCCGUGGGAUGUACUGUGGUAACUAAACCUGCGGAGCAGACUCCACGGUGUACUUUGUACAUUGCUGCACUGACUAAAGAAGCUGGGUUUCCUCCAGGAGUUGUCAAUGUUGUUCCUGGGUUUGGGCCCACCGCGGGAGCUGCUCUUGCUGAACAUCCUGAUGUUGCUAAAAUUGCCUUCACUGGAUCUGUUGAGGUUGGGAAAUUGAUAAUGAAGGCUUCGGGAAAUAGUAAUUUGAAGCGCGUGACUUUGGAACUUGGCGGGAAGAGUCCUUUGGUUAUUUUUGAUGAUGUUAAUGUGGAUAAAGCGGUAAAAAUAGCCCACGAAGCAAUCUUCACAAACAGUGGCCAAAUUUGUUUCGCUGCAUCUCGAACUUAUGUUCACUCAAAAAUCUACGAUGAAUUUGUCGAAAAAUCUAAAGACUUGGCAUUGAAAAGAAAAGUAGGGAAUCCCUUUGAUCCGGCUACAGAGCAAGGACCUCAAGUAGAAAAAGAAAUAUUUGACCGUGCGCUCAAGUUUAUUGAAAUAGGAAAAAAAGAAGGCGCGAAAUUGGUCACUGGCGGCGAGCGCGUAGGAAAUAAAGGAUUCUUUAUUCAACCGACGAUAUUCGCGGAUGUCACUGAUGAGAUGACGAUCGCCAGAGAAGAAAUCUUUGGUCCCGUUCAGUCGAUUCUCAAAUUUAAGAGCCUGGAAGACGUUAUCAACCGCGCGAAUGACACGAAUUAUGGUCUCGGGGCCGGUGUUUUGACCAAUGACAUCAACAAGGCUAUCAAGUUUGCUCAAGCAGUAGACUCUGGUAAUGUUUGGGUCAAUCACUAUGGCACUAUUACUCCUUCAGCUCCUUUUGGAGGCUACAAACAAUCUGGAAUUGGCCGUGAAUUAGGCGCAGAAGCUUUGGACAAUUACCUAGAAACUAAAACAAUUUCAAUAAAACUUUCCAGCGAAUAUUAA
This is a messenger RNA of Cotesia congregata, 1020 nucleotides long. NCBI's taxonomy places the organism in Eukaryota, Metazoa, Arthropoda, Insecta, Hymenoptera, Braconidae. The record is from the annotation of a GenBank genome assembly.